This is a messenger RNA of Hibiscus syriacus, 2930 nucleotides long. RefSeq names its product protein PHOX1-like. The transcript is spliced from 3 exons. Gene Ontology annotation, molecular function: protein binding. Lineage: Eukaryota; Viridiplantae; Streptophyta; Magnoliopsida; Malvales; Malvaceae. The record is from RefSeq and is a predicted model, not a curated record. The coding region runs from base 420 to 2546 and encodes 708 amino acids.
CUCUUUUUGAGUUUUCCCGGAAAAUUUUCAUACCUCGUUCGGUUCAUUUACCAGAUAAGUCCAUCUCGUCUGCCUUGAAUUUAUCCUUUUCUGUUUCAUCAAGGUUUUAUCUUUUUAGCUGAAGUUAAGGAUUUUGGGAUUGUUUUGUUCCUCUCUGAAUUGGGAUUGGUUACUUCUUUGUUCAAGGAGUGACAAUUUCAUUGUUUGGAGGGGGUAUAAUUUUUUUUAUUCAUUUUCUGGGUGAUCUAUCAUUUGCAUUUACGGUGUUGUGCUAAGGGAAAAUCUAAUUAUCAUUUUCUGGGGAUCGUGUGGCUUUAGUUCAAGGGGUAGUGAUUUUUUCGUAAUUAGAUAAAGGGUUUAGGUUUUUUUAUUUUUUAUUUUUUUUGUUGAAAAUUAUUUGAGAAAUUGUUGGAUUUGCAAUGGGGAAGCAUAGAGUAAAGAACAAGAAGCAAACAGGAAAAGUAGUCGAUAGUAAUGUGAAGCAUAGCAAAGUCGGAGAUAGCAGUUCGAAAUCACAUAAUUCGGACAUGGCGAUUUUCGUUUCCAUGUCUCAAGAACUGAAGGAAGAAGGUAACAAACUGUUUCAGAGGAGGGAUCAUGAAGGAGCAAUGUUGAAAUUCGAAAAGGCCCUCAAUUUGCUUCCGAAGAAUCACGUUGAUGUAUGCCAUCUUCGGAGCAAUAUGGCUGCAUGUUAUAUGCAGAUGGGACUGAGCGAGUACCCCAGGGCAAUCCACCAAUGUAAUUUGGCUUUAGAGGUAAUGCCUAAGAAUAGCAAGGCCCUCCUGAAGAGGGCGAGGUGUUACGAGGCUUUGAAUCGGUUCGAAUUAGCUUUCAGAGAUGUUAUUACGGUUCUCAACGUGGAGCCAAAUAAUAUCAUGGCAAUAGAGAUUUCAGAAAGAGUACGAAAUGCACUCGAGAAAAAAGGGUUACGAGUGAAUGACACAGUGAUUGAAUUGCUUCCGGAGUACGUUGAACCUCCAAGUGCUUCACAAGGUUCAAAAGUUGUCAAAGAGAAAGCCAAGAAGAAGAUCAAUAAAGUUGAAGACAACAAUGCUGUGGACCAAGUUCAGGAGAAGAAGGUUGACAAAUGCACAGAUGAAAAGAAGGGUGAGGAUAAACUGGCUGUAGAGGAGGUAAUCAUCAAUAAAAUGGAGGAAGAACCAAAGAAGAUUGUGAAGUUUAUUUUCGGAGAAGAUAUAAGGUGCGCUCGGUUGCCACUUAAUUGCAGCCUUCUGCAAAUACGGGAAGUUAUUCAUGAUCGGUUUCCUAGCUCAAGAGCAGUUCUUAUCAAAUACAGAGAUGAAGAAGGCGAUUUAGUCACAAUCACCAGUGAUGAAGAACUGAGAUUGGCCGAAAUAUCGGCAGUAUCACGGGGUUCCCCGAGGCUGUACCUUGUAGAAGUCAAUUCUGAGCAGGAUCCAUUCUUUGAGAGAUUCAAGCUUGAGGAAGGUCACAAACUCGGCUUAAAACAAGGUAAGGCAGUUGAAAACGGGGAUGCCAAAAUAGUUAAGGAAGCAAGGAAAGACUCAUGUUGCAUAGAGGACUGGAUAAUCGACUUCGCCCACCUGUUCAAGAACUAUGUUGGCUUUGAUUCAGAUGCAUACUUGAAUCUUCAUGAACUCGGUAUGAAGGAAUAUUUGGAGGCCAUGGAGGACACAAUUACAAGUGAAGAAGCCCAGGACCUUUUCAGCAGGGCGGCUGAGAAAUUUCAAGAGUUGACAGCAUUGGCAUUGUUCAACUGGGGAAAUGUUCAUAUGUUCAGGGCAAGGAAGAGGGUGUACACCACGGAUGAUGGCUCGAGAGAAUCUGUACUCCAGCAGAUCAAAACUACCUAUGAUUGGGCACAAUUAGAAUAUACCAAAGCAGGAAAGAGGUACGAGGAAGCCCUGAGAACCAAACCCGAUUUCUAUGAAGCUCAUUUAGCUCUAGGGCAACAACAGUUUGAGCAGGCAAAACUUUCUUGGUAUUAUGCAAUUGGUAGCAAUGUUGAUCUCGAAACUUGGCCUUCCGAGAAAGUGCUGCAACUUUAUAACAAUGCUGAGGAAAAUAUGGAAAAAGGCAUGCUUCUGUGGGAGGAGUUACAAGUGCAAUGCCUGCGUGAGCUUACCGAACUGAAGAAGGAACAAAAACAGAUGCAGAAAAUCAGAUUGGAUGGUUUAUUCAAAGAUAUAUCAGCAGAUGAGGCUGCUGAGCAGGCUGUCAUCAUGAGUGCUCAAAUAAACCUUUUAUGGGGCACCAUACUUUACGAACGUUCGAUCAUGGAAUUCAAACUAAGGCUACCAGUCUGGCAAGAAUGUUUGGAAGUGGCUGUUGAGAAAUUCAAACAUGCCGGGGCUUCUCCUACGGAUAUAGCUGUUAUGGUAAAGAACCAUUGUUCAAAUAACAACGCAGUGGAAGGUUUAGGGUUUAAGAUUGAUGAGAUAAUACAGGCAUGGAAUGAGAUGUAUGAAGCUAAAAAAUGGCAAAGCAAGUUUUCAUCAUUCAGACUAGAGCCAUUACUUCGACGGCGAGUUUCAAAAAUUUAUCAUGCAUUGGAGUUUGCAUGAGUUGUAUGUUGUUUUGUGUGGGGUUUCCGGGAAAAUACGUGGAUGGAAGCGUGCAUAGAUGCUUAAUAUUACUUGAAGUGAGAUAUAUGGUCCUGAUUUUUUUAGAAAUAGGUUCAAAAUUAUCCAUAGAAGUUCGGGGACGACACGAAGCAGCAGCAGCAGCGGGGAUUUCAUAUUUGCUAGUCGGUUUCUGCUUUUGCCUUCAUCAGCUUCCUCCCUCGAAGAAGCAGAAAAUAUACAUAAACAGUGAGUCCAUUAUUUGUAAUAAUUUUAUAGAUUUGAUAUUUGAUUUAAACUGAUCAAUUCGUUAUUUGUCUUAGUUAUUUUUUAUUAAGAAAUUUAGAAGACAGAUGUUCUUGUAUUGGAUUGAUCCGAGUGUGUUUG